Messenger RNA from Schizophyllum commune H4-8, 312 nucleotides. RefSeq lists its product as uncharacterized. The transcript has 2 exons. Lineage: Eukaryota; Fungi; Basidiomycota; Agaricomycetes; Agaricales; Schizophyllaceae. The coding region runs from base 25 to 312 and encodes 95 amino acids. Gene Ontology annotation, molecular function: RNA nuclease activity. The record is from RefSeq and is a predicted model, not a curated record.
CCGCGACCGUCGUUACGCACAGCCAUGGCAAGCGUUGGCAUCUUCUGGGACUACGAAAAUUGCCAGUAUACGGCUGGUCGGUCAGGCUUCGAGAUCUCUCGCAAUAUCGAGCGAGUCGCGCUUGAAUAUGGCGUAGUGACCACGUUCAACGCCUACCUGGACAUGCAACACCACAACUUGCCACCCGCCUUCCGUUCCGAAUUGCAGUCGAGUGGCGUGACGCUGGUGGAUUGCCCACAUAAUGGGCUGAAGGACGUCGUGGACCACAUGCUGCAAGGCGCGUUCCCAGUCCUCUGGCCGUUGGUAGAGUAG